AUGUCCAACGAUGCUCCCACGCGGCGCACGUCCAGGGGCAAUGUCAGCACUGAGCGCGUGCGAUGCAAAGAGAGCUGGGAACAAGAGGCAGCGACAAGAUAUAUCCAGACCAUAGAGAAGAGGGUAGCGGGACGUUUCCGUGCCCUCUUCGCUCUCGCUCUAACGGUCGCGACGCUUCCAACUGCCCUGGCUCAGAAUUGCAUUCCUCUGACAGGCUCGUCCGAGUGCCGUGCUUUCAACACGGCCUCUAUCUCAACUGAUAGUACCCUCACCGGACUAUUCCCAUUCCUUGCCAAUGUCACGGACACCUCUUCCUUUGACACACAACUACAACAGUACAUAUCCCACGGCUUCAUCCAACAAAGAUAUUCCAACUUGAUCGGUUGCUCUAGCUUCGACUCGUCAAAUUCAUCCGACUAUUAUGCUCGCUACACUGCCAGCGUACUCUGCAAUGCUAUUGUUCAGAACUCCAUCUCAGCUUGUGACCUGACAGGAGAUGCCACUCGACCAUUAUGUGCCAACACUUGUGCCGAAUAUGCUGAAAGCGAACAAUCCAUUGCUGCAAGUGAUAUAUGCGGCAACGCAAGCUCGAACGCUAUCAGUCAAAUUCGAGCUGACUUCACCAAUUGUGCACUGCCCGCAAAUUCAUUGUCUGGCUCAUGCAUUGCAGGUGUCACCAAUGAACCUGAUAAUUGCGGUUUCGCGUCCAAUAUGGUCAAUCUCUGCUCUUACUGUGCUGCGAGUUCGCCGAAUGCCACCGAUUCUUGCUGUGUCUUUUCCAAUACCACGACGCGCUGCGAAAAUGUCGUCUUGCCUAUUGUCGCUACUUCAUCCAUGCAGCCUCUCUUUACAUCAACUUCAUCGGCUAAAUCUUCGACUGCAACGAGAUCUCCAUCUUCAACAUCAUCUCCGACUACACAAAAACGAAAAGGACUUUCGGGAGGUGCAAUUGCUGGCAUCGUGAUUGGGUCUUUGCUUGGCGUCUUCAUUCUCCUUGCGCUCUUGAUAUUGGCCUGCGUUUUCUUGCGCCGUCGAAAACAGGCUAGUCCGGCAACAAGCGUCUUCAACCAGCCCGUGAGAUCGCGUCAGGGUGGAGCUCCUCCAGCCAUGGCAUACAGACAUGAUGGCGCUAGCAGGAGCCAAAACGAUAGAAUUGAAGCUCUUCCUGGUGGCCGUGUUACCCGCAUGGCUGCCUUGGAAGCCGUCUCGAGCGGCUCAGAACGUAAUACGCGCUCGCCUACGACCGCCCUCGAUUCCACCCCAGACGCUCAGAGAACACCGCAUUCGCACGCCGGCGGCAUUGAUCCCCCUCCUAGGCGAAACGGCUCAUUGUCCAGCGGUUCGCUUCUUGCAUUUGGCACUCAUGACAGUCCUGCUCGAGACGGUAUUUCCUCGCCAGAAGGCACAUCUGAAUCGGAACAACUCAGCUUUUUCAAAGACUAUUAUUCUCAAGACGACAUACAUCCAGGUGAUCUCGUGUCAUCUCUGUGGGCCUAUCAACCUCGUGCCGCUGAUGAGUUUGACCUUGAACGUGGUGACAUGGUCAAGGUUGUUGGUAUAUGGGACGACGGUUGGGCAACAGGGGUGCGUGUUAGCAUGCGUGCUGAGGAUUGGCAGAGCAAGGGCAAGCUGCAACGAGAUAGUGGUAUGAGCAGUGGUCAAGCAAGUCCUGAGGAACACGGUCCAGUCAAGGCCUUUCCACUGGUUUGUGUAUGCCUACCACAACACUGGCGUCGAACCAUUGAAGGUGAUUCGACUGAUGUGGGCACAAUGGACGACCGGCCUAACAGCCCGUAG
Messenger RNA from Aureobasidium musti, 1797 nucleotides. The record is from the annotation of a GenBank genome assembly. Lineage: Eukaryota; Fungi; Ascomycota; Dothideomycetes; Dothideales; Saccotheciaceae.